Molecule: messenger RNA, 411 nt
Organism: Paramecium tetraurelia
Lineage: Eukaryota; Ciliophora; Oligohymenophorea; Peniculida; Parameciidae
Exons: 2
Source: RefSeq, a predicted model, not a curated record
AUGAGUGAAUUUGUAUAAUUAGAUGAAGAACAAAUUGCCAAAUAUUAGACUUUCCACAAAAAACUCAGAGUUGACAUGGAAAAAGCCUUGCAGAAACUCUAAUAAUUAGAACACAAACAAGAAGAUUACCAACUAGUCAUAGAAUACAUUAAAAACAAUUCAGGCUAAUCACAAAUGAAAAUGAAUGUUGGUGCCAAUACAUUCCUAGAUGUUGAAUUAGUAAAUCCAUUAAUGAUUACACUCGAUGUGGGAAUGAAUGUCUUUGUUGAAUUGAAUUUCUCAGAAGCCGAGAAAAUCACUGCUAAACAAAUCCAAAUUCUUCAAAACAAAAUUGAAGAACAGAAAAAAUCUAUUCUUAGUAUCCAACAAUAUAUUGAUUAAGUUGAAGAGAUUUUGUUAUAAUUUAAGUGA